Molecule: messenger RNA, 378 nt
Organism: Rangifer tarandus platyrhynchus (Svalbard reindeer)
Lineage: Eukaryota; Metazoa; Chordata; Mammalia; Artiodactyla; Cervidae
Source: the annotation of a GenBank genome assembly
AUGCCUUUGUACAUGCUGUUCCGUCUGGGUGAAAUACCCUUUGCCGGUUUGCUCUACCUGGAAAACUCCUACGCAAUUUACUACAAGACUGGACUCAAACGUCCAGGGUCUGAGGCCUGGGGCUGCCUCCCUGUGAUGGUUCCUGUCUGUCGGUCCAGCACCUCCACACACCCUCAUCGGCUCUGUUUUAUGCACCAGGAGACGCCCAUGCCUCCUGACUUCUCACCGGAUUCCUCCAAAGAGAGCCAUCAAGGGGAGAAUAAAAGGCAGGAUGAGGAAGAAGCAUGGAUAGUUAUGCCACGUUUCCCCUCAUGUGACAGAGCCUGCAUUUCUCCAUGGCCUCACUUCCACAGUUCCAGCUACUUCCGGGAGCAGUAA